AUGUCGCCCAAGGUUUCCAGGAAGAACAGGCCGCAGUCGCAGGCGGGGGCCCCGAAAGCCCAGUUCCAGGCGGGGCAGCGGCUGCUGUGCCUCCACGGCUCGCUGCUCUACGAGGCCAAGUGCGUGCGGGUGGCUGAGGUGGCGGCCGAGCUGGAGGCGGAGGCUGAAGCCGAGGCCGGCUCGGUCAUGUACCUGGUCCACUACACGGGCUGGAACAAGAACUGGGACGAGUGGGUGCCCGAGAGCCGCGUCCUCGAGUACUCGGAGGCCAACGUGGCGCGCCAGAGCGAGCUGCUGCGGGCGCACCAGGCGCAGCGGGCCGGGGCCAAGGCGCGUGGCGGCCUCCGAGCGCGCAAGAUCCCGGGCCCGGGCUUGCAGCAGAAGAGCGGGCCGCGGGCCUGGAGGGACCCGCAGGAGCCCCUGGGCGGUGAGGGCGAGGGAGGCGGCGGCGGCGGCAGCAGCAGCGAGGCACCCCCGCCCCCACGCAGGAAGAGGGUCCUAGUGGACCCCACAGGGGAGAGUGAGGAGGUAGCCGGGAUCCGCACGGAGGUCAAGGUGGAGAUCCCCGAGCAGCUGAAGCCCUGGCUCGUGGACGACUGGGACCUGGUCACCAAACAGAACCAGCUCUUCGACCUGCCGGCGCAGACAACCGUGAACACCAUCCUGGAGGACUAUGCCCGCACCAAGGCGCCCAGCCCAGGCCGCCAGGACUGCGCUGUCCCGGAGGUGGUGGCCGGCAUCAAGGAGUACUUCAACGUGAUGCUGGGCACCCAGCUGCUCUACAAGUUCGAGAGGCCGCAGUACGCCGAGAUCCUGGCCCAGCACCCCGACAUGCCCAUGUCCCAGAUCUACGGCGCGCCCCACCUGCUGCGGCUCUUCGUGCGCCUGGGGGCCAUGCUGGCCCACACGCCGAUGGACGAGCACAGCCUGGCCCUGCUGCUGGGCCACCUGCAGGACUUCCUCACCUACCUGGCGGAGAACGCGGCCGCACUGUUCAGGGCCGGGGACUACGGGGUGGCCCCGCCCGAGUACCACCGGAGAGCCGCUUAG
Messenger RNA from Dromiciops gliroides (monito del monte), 1050 nucleotides. RefSeq names its product mortality factor 4-like protein 1. Lineage: Eukaryota; Metazoa; Chordata; Mammalia; Microbiotheria; Microbiotheriidae. The coding region runs from base 1 to 1050 and encodes 349 amino acids. Gene Ontology annotation, cellular component: NuA4 histone acetyltransferase complex; nucleus. The record is from RefSeq and is a predicted model, not a curated record. The transcript has a single exon. Gene Ontology annotation, biological process: chromatin organization; regulation of DNA-templated transcription.